CCGCCAUCACCCACCAACCGACCAGCUACAGCUGUUUCUCUCUCAUCAUCGUCUUCCUAUUUACUUUUAAUUAGCUCUGUAGAGUGAAUUCGUUAGUAUCUUGACUUUGCUCACUCCUGUCCCUCCGUUCAAUCUUUAAUCACUCCACGCCGACAUCAUGACCGGCUUUGACUUCUCCAACUACAACCGCAACGCGGCUCUCCACGCCAAGGGAGUGCCUCUACCCAAGGCUACAAGCACAGGUACCACCAUCGUGGGAUGCAUUUUCGACAAUGGUGUUGUGAUCGCAGCAGAUACCAGAGCUACUAGUGGACCCAUCGUAGCAGACAAGAACUGCGAGAAACUACACUACAUCGCACCCAAGAUCUGGUGUGCUGGUGCUGGUACAGCUGCAGACACUGAGUUCACCACUGCCCUCAUUAGCUCGAACAUCGAACUGCACUCCCUUUCAACAGGCCGGGAUCCACGAGUAGUCACUUGCAUGACCAUGUUGAAGCAACACCUCUUCCGAUACCAGGGACAUAUUGGCGCGUAUCUAGUCGUUGCUGGUGUUGACCCGACAGGCACCGGCCUGUAUACUGUUCAUGCCCACGGGUCGACAGAUAAGCUUCCUUAUGUGACUAUGGGCUCUGGAUCGUUGGCGGCUAUGUCCGUCUUUGAGUCGACGUGGAAGGCAAACCUGGACCGUGAGGGCGCGAUCGAGCUGUGUGCAGAGGCAAUCAAGGCUGGUAUUUUUAACGAUCUGGGAUCGGGUAGCAAUGUCGAUGUGUGUGUCAUUGAGAAGGACAAACCCACGCAGCUCCUGCGCAACUACAUCAAGCCCAACGAGCGUGGUCAGAAGGAACGUAACUACCGCUUCCCCAGGGGUACGACGGCCUACUUGAACCAGAAGGUCAUUAGCAAGGAAGAUAUGAGGAAAUAUGUUACUGUGGAGGAGGUCUCUGGGGAUCCAAAUCUGAUGGAGGUGGACUCGUGAGUUCAGAAGUAGCCCGAUUUUAACAAAGCCAUGUCUAUUACAUGGAUCACGUAUAAGGAAUUACAUGAUGAGAUUGCUCGCAAUAAUCCUGUUCUAUAUUAUCGAAUAGAGAGAAAU
This is a messenger RNA of Aspergillus alliaceus, 1093 nucleotides long. RefSeq names its product proteasome core particle subunit beta 2 (gene pup1). NCBI's taxonomy places the organism in Eukaryota, Fungi, Ascomycota, Eurotiomycetes, Eurotiales, Aspergillaceae. The coding region runs from base 158 to 976 and encodes 272 amino acids. The transcript is spliced from 3 exons. Gene Ontology annotation, cellular component: proteasome core complex. Gene Ontology annotation, molecular function: threonine-type endopeptidase activity. The record is from RefSeq and is a predicted model, not a curated record.